GGGCCGGGCCGGGCCAUGAAGGGGAAGGAGGAGCGGGGGGAGGGCGGCGCGGCGGGGCCCGGGGGAGGCGGAGGAGGCGGGGGGGGCUCCUCGGCGGCAGCUACGGGGCCGGGAGCCACGGGGGGAGGCUGCGGCGGAGGAGGAGGAAGCCCGGAGAAGAGCUACAGCGCGCAGGAGCACAAGGAGCAGGGCAACCGCCUCUUCGGGGGCCGCAAGUACCCCGAGGCCGCCGCCGCCUACGGCCGGGCCAUCAACCGCAACCCCUUGGUGGCCGUGUACUACACCAACCGGGCGCUGUGCUACCUGAAGAUGCAGCAGCACGACAAGGCGCUGGCGGACUGCAAGCGGGCGCUGGAGCUGGACGGGCAGUCGGUCAAGGCGCAUUUCUUCCUGGGGCAGUGCCAGAUGGAGAUGGAGAGCUACGACGAGGCCAUCGCCAACCUGCAGAGAGCCUAUAACCUCGCCAAGGAGCAGCGGCUGAACUUCGGGGACGACAUCCCCAGCGCGCUGCGCAUCGCCAAGAAGAAGCGCUGGAACAGCAUCGAGGAGAAGAGGAUCAACCAGGAGAACGAGCUGCACUCCUACCUGACCAAGCUGAUCAUGGCAGAGAAGGAGAGGGAGCUGGCCGAGUGCCGGAAGACUCAGCAAGAAGAAAGCGUGGACGAGAGCCGGAGCCGCGUUCAGCUGGCCGGCAUCGAGGCCAAGCACGACAAGUACCUGGCAGACAUGGACGAGCUCUUCUCGCAGGUGGAUGAGAAGAGGAAGAAGCGGGACAUCCCCGACUACCUGUGCGGGAAGAUCAGCUUCGAGCUGAUGCGGGAGCCCUGCAUCACGCCCAGCGGGAUCACGUACGACAGGAAGGACAUAGAGGAACACCUCCAGCGCGUGGGUCAUUUCGAUCCCGUCACGCGGAGUCCCCUGACCCAGGACCAGCUGAUCCCCAACCUGGCCAUGAAGGAGGUGAUCGACGCCUUCAUCUCGGAGAACGGCUGGGUGGAAGAUUACUGAGGGGCCCGGGGGUCUCGCCGAGCCCCCUUUUUUUGGGAUCUCCCCGCCGCCCUGGCCGGGCUGGCACCAUGCCUUACUCCCUCCCUGCCUGUCCCCCUCCGCUCUGGGUGCCCAGGGACCCUUCGGCAGCGCUGGGCGAGGGCACGGGGAACCGCGGCUGGGCCGGUCUGAAGGCUUCUGCCCGUGGGGAGCGCGGUGCUCGGAGGAGCCCUGGCCAGCAGCAUGGAGGAGGGUGGCUUGCGGCCUCCUGGAAGGGGUCGCCAACACCUUCAUCGCCCGGAGAAGAGGGAAGGGACCCCCCCAGCGCUGACAAUCUCCAAAGUUGCUCCCCCCACGGCAGGAGGCAGCGUGCUGGGGUGGGUGCCCGGUGCUCCGGCCAGGUCCCCUCCUCUCCCCCGUGUACAUAGCAAAUUUCCUCCUCGUCCAGCUCCCGUGGGGCCAGCGUGGUGUCUCCCCUCCCUCCUGUAAAUAGCCACGUGCUGGGGUGGGAGCCAAGGGGGUGCUCUGCCCCUACUGCCUUGCCUUUGGGUUUUUUCUGGGGAACAACAGCCCCGGGGCUGGAAGGGGCUGGGGGUGCGCCCUCCUGCUGGCCCCGGGCCCGUGGUUCCCCUUGAACAAGCACCCGGGUUCAAGUUCAUCUUCCUUUUAAUGAAAUCCCUUUGGAAAAAAAAAAAAAAAAAAAGAAACCAACUCCCCCCCCAUCUGACUGAGGCUCCAGCAUUGUGUGGGCGGCGGCAGCGCCUGCAGCCCGCCCGGCUUCCCAGCGCUCCGCCCGUUGGCCGAUGUCAAUAAAAAAAUAAAAAAACCCAAAACCAAACCAAAACCAUU
Molecule: messenger RNA, 1836 nt
Organism: Anas platyrhynchos (mallard)
Lineage: Eukaryota; Metazoa; Chordata; Aves; Anseriformes; Anatidae
Gene: STUB1
Product: STIP1 homology and U-box containing protein 1
Biological process (GO): positive regulation of proteolysis; protein quality control for misfolded or incompletely synthesized proteins; protein polyubiquitination
Cellular component (GO): cytoplasm; Z disc
Molecular function (GO): ubiquitin protein ligase activity; protein-folding chaperone binding
Source: RefSeq, a predicted model, not a curated record